GCGGCCCUGAGCAGCCUGCUUCCCGGCGGGGCGACCGGCGGCGGCGGCGGCGGGGGCGGCGCGACCCUCGGCGACGGCGGCGGUGGCGCGAGGCCGGCGCGCAGCGACAUGUAACCAUGGACUGCAGGACCAAAGAAAAUCCAGAAAGAACCUUUGACUUGGUGUUGAAAGUGAAAUGUCAUGCCUCUGAAAAAGAAGAUCCUGUGGUGUUGUGGAAAUUCCCUGAGGACUUUGGAGAUCAGGAAGUACUACAGAGCGUGCCAAAGUUCUGCUUUCCCUUUGACAUUGAAAGGGUGUCUCAAAAUCAAGUUGGACAGCACUUUACCUUUGUACUGACUGACAUUGAAAGUAAACAGAGAUUUGGAUUCUGCAGACUCACAUCAGGAGGCAAAAUUUGUUUAUGCAUCCUUAGUUAUCUGCCAUGGUUUGAAGUAUACUACAAGCUUCUAAAUACUCUGGCAGACUAUUUGGCUAAGGAAUUGGAAAAUGAUUUGAAUGAAACUCUCAAAUCACUCUAUAACCACCCAGUACCAAAAGCAAACACUUCUGUCAAUUUGAGUAUGAAUCAAGAGAUAUUUAUUGCCAGUGAGCAAAUUCUGAAAGAUCAGCUCUCACUAAUAUCGCAUUCUUACUUCAUCGCCCCUGAUGUAACUGGACUCCCAACAAUACCUGAGAGUAGAAAUCUCACGGAAUAUUUUGUUGCUGUGGAUGUGAACAAUAUGCUGCAACUGUAUGCCAGUAUGCUACAUGAGAGGCGCAUCAUAAUUACCUCUAGCAAAUUAAGCACUUUAACUGCCUGUCUCCAUGGAUCAGCUGCUCUGCUCUAUCCAAUGUACUGGCAGCACAUAUACAUCCCAGUGCUUCCUCCUCACCUGCUGGACUAUUGCUGUGCCCCAAUGCCAUACCUGAUUGGAAUACACUCCAGCCUCUUAGAGAGAGUGAAAAAUAAAUCACUGGAAGAUGUGGUUAUGUUAAAUGUUGAUACUAACACUUUAGAAUCACCAUUUAAUGACUUGAGCAACCUACCAGUUGAUGUGGUCUCAGCCUUGAAAAAUAAACUGAGGAAGCAGUCUACAGCUACGGGUGACGGAGUGGCUAGGGCCUUUCUUAGGGCACAAGCUGCUUUGUUUGGAUCCUACAGAGAUGCACUGAGAUACAAACCUGGUGAGCCCAUUACUUUUUGUGAGGAGAGUUUCGUAAAGCACCGCUCAAGUGUGAUGAAACAGUUCUUGCAAUCAGCAGUUAACCUUCAGCUUUUUAAGCAGUUUAUUGAUGGUCGACUGGCAAAACUAAAUGCUGGAAGGGGUUUCUCUGAUGUAUUUGAAGAAGAGAUCACAUCAGGUGGUUUUUGUGGAGGGAAUCCAAGGUCAUAUCAACAGUGGGUGCAUACUGUUAAGAAAGGAGGUGCACUAUUCAACACAGCAGUGACCAAAGCAACUCCUGCUGUACGGACAGCAUAUAAAUUUGCAAAAAAUCAUGCAAAGCUAGGAUUAAAGGAAGUGAAGAGUAAGCUAAAACACAAGGAAAAUGAGGAAGUUUAUGGGGCCUGCUCUGGUGCAGUGCAGCAUGCACCAGUUUACACAUUACACAGUGAAAAGGGAGGGAACCUGGAGAAGCGUAAACUUGCCCAGGCACGCUUGAAAAAGUCUCUCCAGAGCCUUGAUGGUGCCCUGUAUGAUGAUGACGAUGACAUUGAAAGAGCAAGCAAGUUAUCUUUUGAAGAUGGUGAAGAGCCUUCUGCCUAUUUUUAUGAAAGUGAUGAUUCUGGUGAAACAAGAAUGAAGACGCCUUAUUCAGGUGAAAUGGACUUACUAGGAGAGAUCCUUGAUACACUGAGCACACACAGCUCAGAUCAAGGAAAACUGGCAGCUGCAAAGAGCCUGGAUUUCUUUAGAUCAAUGGAUGAUAUUGAUUACAAACCUACGAAUAAAUCCAAUGCUCCUAGUGAGAAUAACCUGGCCCUCUUUUGUGGUGGCUCUGGGGAUCAAGCAGAGUGGAAUCUCGGACAGGAUGAUAGUGCCCUCCAUGGCAGACACCUCCCUCCUUCUCCCAAGAAGCAGGUUUCCUCUAGUGGUUUGACAGAGUCUUUGUUUAUUUUGAAAGAGGAAAAGAGUGAUGAACACAUCAGUGCUGACAGUGUGUGUGGCUCUAAAGUGGUGGAAAACCCAGCGUCUACUUCAGGAUUGAAUUUCCAGCUAGCUCCCUUUGAAGUUUCCCAAACUGAUAAAGGAGAAACGAAAAAGAAGGAAACACUAAGCCAGAGUUCAGAUGAUCUGUUUAUGCCCAGUCUUGGGAGAUGUCCAUCUACUUUUGUUCCUUGGGAGAAAGAAGGGAAAGAAGUCAGUGAGAAUUCAGAAGAUCUUGGACUGCUCCAUGAAGUAGUGUCAUUGUAUCACAUGUCAUCUGACUCCAGGCAAGGCGCAAGCAUUUCGAAAGGAAGUGCAAAUGGAAACGAAGCUUAAGUCACCAGUGAAGUAUCAAUCGCUUGCAUCAAAACUUCCAGGAGGCAUUUGGGGAUUCCCUAUAACCUGUAUAGUUAAAUAGAAUUAUUUGUAAGGAUGACAACUCUUUAUACUAUUUAUUUUUUUUUCAUUUGGAAGAAACAUUUCCCCCACUUGUUCAUCUCAUAGAUAUAUGUUAUCCAUUGAUUUUUAAAUGUAAACUGAAUUCUACUGUGCUAUUAAAUCAGGUACUAGUUUGUAUGCAUGUUUAAAAGAUAUGUUGCACAUAUGAUUUCCCAGUAAUUGGUGCUUAAUGCCAUUCAUUUUAUUUAAAAUAAGCAAGCAUAUGUAAUCCUAACACAUAACCAGUAGUUACUGUGUUAAUCUGGUUAAGCAUGAACUGAUCGACAUGUCACAAUGUAUCAAAACUAGCCUGAAACUGAUAAAACUGUUAAUCCACUAAUUGCCUUAAUCUUAUCACCCAUACUUAAAUAAUUAAGAAAUUACAUAUAGAGACUGAAAGAGAAGUCACUUUAUUUUGCAGAGCAAUAAUGCCUUUUUCUACUCAUCAAGUUAAGGUCAAAUUUAACUUUUUUUCAAGGUUUAUAGCUCUUGUGGAAAUACUUGCUUUUAUAAGGAUACUGCAGCCAUGUUUCUCAAAAAGUAAAAAAGAUAUAAAUUUAUCUUUCACUCAGUGACAAAUAUGAAGUGCUUAGUUGCAGUGCAAAGUUAAUGACUUCUGUUUACAAGGAGACACUUAAAAAUGUUUGUGGUCUCUCUCUCUGUAUGCCUUUGCUCUCUGGGGUCCCCUUCCAGAAAGCCAGAUGCAACACAAACUGUCCUGGCAAAAUUUUUUUUGUCUCUUUUCCUUAAUUAAUAGUUUUAUGUCAAAAAUGCUUUAUAUUCUCUUCUCAAAUUGCAUUUUUAAAUAACUGACUUUGUAUUUUAGAAGUUUUAGACUUAUGGAAAAAUUGAAGAGUUAAUAGAGAGCUCCAUAUAUCCCUGCACCCAAGUUCUCUGUUCAUGUUUUUUUUUUUUUUUUUGUCUUUUUCGUUUUUAUCGGUACCAGGGAUCGAACUCACGACGGCCUGCUUGCAAGGCAGGCGCUUAUGCCGCUGAGCUAAAUCCCCAGCCCCUCUGUUCAUGUUUUAAAUUAGUAUGGUGCACUUGCCAUAAUUAAUGAGCCAGUAUUGGUAAUCUGUACUUUUUUUCAGAUUUCACCUGUGGAAAGUGGCAGCGUCUGUUUUCUGUUCCAGGGUACAUUACAUAUAGUUGUCAUGUCUCCUUAGUUUUCUCUUGGCUGUGGCAGUUUAUUAGACUUUACUGACCUUGACAGUUUUGAGGACUAUUGGUAAGAUGAAUUAUACAGUGCCCUUCUCUUGGAGUUUGUCUAAUAUGUUGCUCAUAAAGUAGAUUUCUCACAAAUGGACUUUGGGAAGAAGAGUACAAUAUAAACUGCUAUUUUCAUCACAUGCUUUCAAGGGUAUAUACUGCCGAUGUGUUUGUGAAUGUUAAUGUUGACUUAGAUGGCCUGGCAAAGGUAAUGGUUGUCAGAUUUCUUUAUUAGAAACUCACCACAGCCCUCUUUUCUAUUGUGGUCUUUGGAAUGAAGUCACUAUGAGCAGCUCACACAUUUCCUCUAAGGCGGGGGAAUAUCUAAAUUAUUUGGCAUUAUUUAUGUGAAAUGUAUCUCCCUCAUUUACUGAUAAGCCUUGGAGUUCAUCUGAGAAGGAGUCAUAUACUGAUUACUUUAUGAUAGGUGAAACUGCCAGGAAUAAUCAGGAAAAAACCUAGUGAGGUUAUAUUAACUUAAAUUUCUGUGCUCAGUUAUCUAUUCUCUAUAUCAUAAUCAUGAUUUUUUAAAAAAAUCUUUUAGGAAAAGUGUUCAAGAAGCUAUUCAAGAAUCCCAAGAAGAUUGUACCCUAAAAGUAUUUACUUAUGGAAUGUAAUUUCAUUAUCCUAGAAGGAGAUUUGUCAAAAACAUUGCUUAAAAUAUUUAUUCAGGUCACUUUUAAAGAAAAUGACUAAGUAUUUUAAAUACACAUUCCAUAAUCUAAACGAAUAUGUUGUAUUUGGGAUAGUUAUUGAUUUACAAUUAUACAGGAAGAUAAAUACAGCUUUUAUUCUGGAGUAAAUUCUAUAUGUAAAGAAAAAAGUACAUAAUCUGCUUUUAAAACAUGAAAGAUUCAAGUUCUUAUAAAAUUUGACUUUAUGCUCAUUACAAAUUCUAUUAUACAUCAGUGAAAUACAAAAUAAAAAAGUCCAAGUAUAAGAGCUUUUUUAAGUAAUAAGGAAAAAAGGUUACCAUAGUGGUCGAUCUGAUUGACAAGUAUUCCUUCUUAAUUAAUGACAAGAAUUCAAAAUAAUAUCUAUUACGAAUUUUUAAAUGCAGUUUUUUCUUUUCAGAACUGAUAGUCUGAAGAAUAACUUAAUCCAGAGUAUAAUAUGAACCAGGUUUGGGUUUUAGUCCAUUUACUUAACAAAAACAUCAUGGCCAUGGGCUGUCUAUCUUUCAGUCAUCUUCCAAAAUGUUUGGCUAUAAUGCUGUGUUGUUUUGAGGAUAGUAAGCCAUUCACAGAUAAUGUAAUUGUCUUAAAGUAUUUUAAAGUGAAUUGUGCCUUAUUUUAAACAUACAAAAUUACCUAUUUUACUCUGUUAAAAACAAAAGCAAAAACAAAACUGUAUUAUUCUUGAAAACAGUCCAUAAAACUAGUAGCAAUUAUUAACAUUUCAAACCAUGUUACCGUGACUUCCCAGUAUUAUGAUGGAUAUUGAGAAUGAAGUGAAAUUAGGGUGAGUUCCUGAGUAAACAAACAAAAGUAUUAUUUUCUGCCAUGUUCAUAUUUUAUGUUAUAACCUAACAAGUCUUUUAAAGUUUCUAAGUUUAAAUUAUUUUUUCAAAGAAGCAAUACCACGUGUACAAAAGGAAUUGUAACUUAUACAGUACCACGUGUAUAAAUUAAGGCUUGGUACAUAGUCUUUUAUAUAACCGCUGAAUCAGGUCAUGUUUUUUCUGAAUCCCUCACUAGCUAUUGUUCUUCUGCCCAUAAAUAUUGCUCCCAUGGCAUUUCAGGGAGAUAGAGAUUAUUACGUACAUUAAGGAGCUGUCGUUUUAUUGAGUGACAAUGCUGCCUAGUGGUAUAUUUUGAUGAUUACCUACUUUGGCAUAUCUUGUAGAGGUACCGAAAUGUAGUAUGAUUAUUUUUCCCUUGAAAAUUUCAUUUACAAAAUAUUUAUAAACUUUUUGCACAAAUCAUGUACAAAGUAUGAUAACUGAAGGUUUGAGGAAAUAAUAUAACUAGCAUGAUCCCUUCUCUGAAGAAAUAAAAGGGAUUGUAAAUGUGUUGAAGUGAUGAUAAUGAUGGUAUAAUAAUAAUAAUGUGCUCUGCUUACAAAGUUACUACUCUGAGAUUCUAUCACCAAAAAAUUGUUUUUAAUAGCUGUUUAAUCAAACCAUGCUCUAAAUACAAUACCAUUCAUAAUUUCAUUAAUUUUCUUAGUUAUUCAUGAAUUAUAAUAAUGCUGCUAAGAUUCACUUUUAAAGGAUAGAAUCAGAAUCAUUCAGUGUGCUGGUUUACCUGAUUCUCCUUCAGAUGAGCAGUCACCACAGGGCCAGCCUCCUCCUGUAGGGAAAGAUGCUCCUUUUCAAUACGCAGGGCACUCUGCUCAGCUUAGGAAUUACUGGUACAAAACCCAAUCUUUUCUUUUUAAGAUUGUCAUAAUAAUUUUCUCCAGAACCAGUCCCUUCUUUUUAAAUUGAAACUGUAUGUGACAAUGCUGUAAUUAGGAUUCUAUCCUAAUAUCUUAGUAGUAGGAUUCAGGAAUGCUAGUGAAUUAGUUGCUUAUUAAUGGUGAAGAAGUAGACUUCUGAUCAAGAGAAGAAAACUGUGAAUAUUCUUAUCUAUAGACCUUCAUUCUCUGUUUGGAUUUUCAGGAGAUUAAUUACUUUCAUGAAUAAAUUUUCUAGUAAAAAUUCUAUUUGAUUCUGAAUCUGAGAAGAUAUUUGUAAAUCAGAAUAUAAAUUUAGAAGUGUGAAACAAAUCCCAAAAUUUAGUUUUCCUCAAAACACUUCUUAAUAUAGGAAAUAAACUUUAGAAAUCCUGCUAUUAUCAACACCUUUCCUACAUCAAGCAUAGUGAUACUGUUAGUGAAUGUUUCUUAAAGCUUCUUUAAGAGGCAGAAUGGUUUUAAAUAAAUCAAUGAACAUAAUGAUUUGGUCAAGAAAUAGGAAAUUAUUUAAAUUUAGAUAAAAAUUUUAUUUGAAAAAUAAUAGUAUUUUGUGCAAUAUUUUUUUCUUGCAUAAUUUAGUUCAUAUUGAUAUACACAUCUGCUUUUCAGGCAGAUGCCUUAAGGUCACGUCUUUCAGUAUUUGUGUAAAACUGUAUGUAGUAAUGUUCUGUGUGAUUUUAGAAAAGAACAGUCUUUAUAUUAUUGGAAGGAAAAAUGUUUUUGUUUAUUUAAAAUAAUUAUGUAUAUUCCAUUACUGUAUUAUAACUAACUGCCUCAGCAACAAUAAAUAUGCAAUAAGAAAAUCUUGUACCUUAGAUUAAUAUUGACUAUACUGUUACUUUAAAAGAAAUGUUUAUGGUACAAAGUGCUGAUUCUACACAUGUACACCUAAAUACUCUGUUCUGUACCACAUAAAUCAAAAUGGCAUUUGUAUGGUAAUGACCGUAUAUGUAGAGUGUAACAUCCUUUAUGAUGUAUCUUUGCUAAGUUUUAUAAAGGGCGUUGCCAAUACAUUUAACUGUCUAUAAAUUAAGUUAAUUUUUUGUAUGAUGUACAGUUUGUUUAACCUUAUAGCUUCUAUAGAUUUUUACUUUUAUUAUACUUGAAUGAGGCAAACGCACUGUGGAAAUUUGUAGCUCUGGAUGCAAUAUGCAAAUAUACCAAAAAAAUAAAACCAGGUACCGAACAACAAUGUUAACAGAAUGCUUUAUAUCCAGAAUGCUAUGUUGUUUUCAAGUCACACUUAAAUGAAGUAAUUGAAGAUAUGCAAUCUUUUAUCUUAGAAGGUUGUAGAAUCACAAAUGAUUACCUCUUUGAUAUGACAGACUUGUGAGUCUCUUCAUUUCUGCUCAUCAUUGUCAGAUGAGAGCCUUGAUAAGGUCCAUCAGUGAGUUCACCCUCUGCUUGACUAUAGAUGUUUAGGACAGAACAAAUUGAGAACUCUGUACACAUUAAACGGAUUGCAUGCAUUCACCGUCCUUUAGCUUUCAUAGAUUAUUUUGAAAACUACCUAAUCAUAUAGUAAAACUAAAUUUUUAGAAUCUGAUGAUUUAGCUGUGCCUAAAACAGCAAUUAAUAUGAACUGCAGGACUUGUACAAUUUAACAUGCACAAAGGUGUUUUGCAUAAAAGCCACAUGAUGAGUUCAAAACUAAACCUUUCCAGAGCCUUUUGUUAUUGUUGUUGGCUUCAGAUGAAAAGGUGUUUCCAAGGACUGAAAAUCUUGAACUUUUUAUGCAGUAUGGUAACAGAUACCUGUAAAAACCUACUCAACAUUGUGAUUUGCUGUAUUAUUAUUACUAUUAUUAUUAUUAUUAUUAUUUUUGCAUCCUUGAAGUUAACAGUGUAAAUCAUCUCCAAGGUUGACUACUAGUAGGAAGCUGUUAUGUACAAAAGUAUUACUUUGGAAAACUUUUAAAUAUACAAAAUAUUCAAUGAACUCAGUAUUCCAACUAAAUAAAGUACCCAACAAUGCAGUUAUAAAAUAAAAAUUUGGUCACAAUUAAA
Molecule: messenger RNA, 8176 nt
Organism: Cavia porcellus (domestic guinea pig)
Lineage: Eukaryota; Metazoa; Chordata; Mammalia; Rodentia; Caviidae
Gene: Dennd1b
Product: DENN domain containing 1B
Exons: 23
Coding region: 117-2462 (781 amino acids)
Biological process (GO): endocytic recycling; T cell receptor signaling pathway; endocytosis
Cellular component (GO): cytosol; intracellular membrane-bounded organelle; nuclear speck
Molecular function (GO): guanyl-nucleotide exchange factor activity; phosphatidylinositol phosphate binding
Source: RefSeq, a predicted model, not a curated record